This is a messenger RNA of Gekko japonicus, 1110 nucleotides long. RefSeq names its product lipase member M-like. Lineage: Eukaryota; Metazoa; Chordata; Lepidosauria; Squamata; Gekkonidae. The transcript is spliced from 10 exons. Bases 1 to 1110 code for a protein of 369 amino acids. The record is from RefSeq and is a predicted model, not a curated record. Gene Ontology annotation, molecular function: hydrolase activity, acting on ester bonds.
AUGAAUCCUGAACAAUUUAUGAAUGUGAGUGAGAAAAUCCAGUACUGGGGAUAUCCUUGUGAAGAAUAUGAAGUACUCACAUAUGAUGGGUACUAUCUGAGCCUCAGCAGAAUUCCAGGAGGUAAAAGAAAAUGGGAAUCAAAGGGAUCAAAGGGAGCUAUACUGCUGAUGCAUGGCCUGCUUUUGGAGGGCAGCGUUUGGGUAGCAAAUCUGCCCAAUAAUAGCUUGGGAUUCAUGCUAGCAGAUGCUGGAUAUGAUGUGUGGAUUGGAAAUAGUAGAGGCAACUCCUGGUCUAGAAGACACCAAUUCCUUACAAUUGAUCAACAGGAAUUUUGGGAUUUCAGUUUUCAUGAAAUGGGCAUUUUUGAUCUUUCAGCCAUGACAGACUUUAUUUUGAAAAAAAGUGGACAGGAAAAAAUCUAUUAUGUUGGUCAUUCUCAAGGAUGCACCAUAGGUUUUGUGGCAUUUUCUGUGGUGCCUCAGCUUGCUGAAAAAAUUAAGAUCUUUUUUGCCUUGGCACCUGCAUAUACAUUCAGAUACAGCAAAAGUCUACCUUUACAACUACUGUGGUUGCCAGCAGCAUUUCUGAAGAUUAUAUUUGGCACAAAAGAACUGUGUCUGUUGAGUCCAAGCCUGAAAGCGAGUGCGGCCCAAAAAUGCAGUUGCCAACUAGUGGAUGUGCUUUGCGAGCAAGCUCUCUUCCUUGUCAGUGGAUUUAAUGAAAAAAAUCUCAAUCAGAGCCGGGCUGAUGUGUAUAUAUCAAUAUUCCCAGAUUAUACAUCUGUAAAAAAUGGUAUCCACUGGAGUCAGUCAGCUAAAACAGGAGAAUUCAGAUUCUUUGACUAUGGCUCAAGAAAUAUAGAAAAAUACAAUCAGACCAUCCCUCCUCUGUAUAGGAUAGAAGAGAUCACGGUGCCGAUAGCAAUGUGGAGUGGAGGACAGGACUGGGUUUGCCAGCCAGAGGAAACCAUACAAUUAUUGUCUCGAAUCACUAAUCUCAUUCAUUACAAACAUUUUCCUGACUGGAUCCACUGGGACUUCAUUUGGGGACUAGACGCUGCUCAGCGCAUGUAUGUGGAAGUCCUUGGAUUGAUGGAGAAACACUUGUGA